GGAGCGGGGCGGGGGUGUCACGUGUCACGCGGCGGGGGGCUGGGGGCUCCGGCCCCGUGUCUCCCGUACCCCCGCUGCCGUGCUCCCGGUCGGCGGAGGGCCGGGCCAGCCCUCCGGGGCGGAGCGGCUCCCGCAGCCCGGUGACUCCGGAGCCGUGGUGGGGCGGGACGGCGGGCUGGAGGUGGUGGCGGCACUGACUCCGCCGGCGGCCCCUACGGGGGUCGGACCUCUCCGGGCGGGGCGCCGAGGGACCCCCGCCAUAUGCAGCCCCGGUCCCGAGGGCAGCCCCUGCCAGCUCUCCCCGGGAAGCCGCCUGUCGUUCCCCUUCUCCGUCCUGGCGUUUCUCCGCCGUCUGGCGCGGGCGGGAGGGCGGCCGCGGCGCGUUGCUUGACGCCAGCCCGCGGAGCCCCGGAGCACGGCCCGCCUGUUCGCGGGGCGCUCCCGGGGCCUCGCGGGUGACGGUGCAGCCCGGCGCCCUGGCAGAGGGUGCUGGAGGGACUGGGCUUCCAGUGUCUCGCUGCCCAGAUCUGCCGGUGUGGAUGGGCCCUCUGUGGGCUUCGGGAGCCCUCUUCAUCUUGGGGGAUGCCAGGGAUUCGGUCAUCCCACUCCAGGAGGGCCACGUGUACCAUCUCUCAGCUUCUCACCACUUCUGCUAUACCAACACACGCGUCCCGCAAUGGCACGACAUAUGGACCAGGAUGCAGAUCCGGGUCAACAGCAGCCAGAUGAUCCGAGUGACCCAGGUGGACAGCGAGGAGGACCUGGAGGAGUGGAACAUGUGGAACAUCAUUUUUUCGUUCCUGAAGGAGAAGCUGAAUGACACCAGCAUCGAUGUGGAUCUCUACAGCAACAAAACGUGCCUGAAGGUUGAGCUGCUGGAGGCCGGCACCACAUACUGCAUUGUCCUCUUCCGACGCUUUGACCCUAAGCUGUUCCUGGUUUUCUUCCUCGGCCUGUUGUUGUUCUUCUGUGGGGACAUGCUGAGCAGGAGCCAACUCUUCUACUACUCGGCUGGGAUUAGUUUUGGUUUGUUGGCCUCGCUGCUCAUCCUUGUCUACAUGAUGUCCAGGGUCAUGCCCAAGAAAAGUCCUGUUUACUUCCUGCUGGUAGGAGGCUGGUCCUUUUCCCUGUACCUGCUUCAGUUGGUCUUCAAGAACCUACGGGAGAUAUGCAAGUUCUACUGGCAGUACCUCCUAGGCUACCUGCUGCUCAUGGGCUUCGUGAGCUUUGGUGUGUGCUACAGGUAUGGCCCACUGGAGAAUGAGCGCAGCAUCAACCUCCUCUCCUGGGCCCUGCAGCUCCUGGGGCUGUUGCUGAUGUACGCAGGCAUCCAGAUCCAUCCCAUUGCCUUGGUCUUGGUGGUCAUCGCCAUCUGCACCAAGAACCUGGACUACCCUCUGCAGUGGGCCUUUGCUGCCUACAGCAGGAGAGUGCAGAGUGCCAGGCCCAAGCCAAACGCGCCUCGCCUGCUAACGGAGGAGGAGUACCGGAUCCAAGGCGAGAUGGAGACGCGCAAGGCCCUUGAAGAGCUUCGAAGUUACUGCAAAAGCCCCGAUUUCUCUGCCUGGACAGUAGUCUCCCGCAUCCAGUCUCCCAAAAGGUUUGCUGACUUUGUGAGUGGUGCUUGUCAUGUCACCCCCAACGAGGUCUCUGUCCACGAGCGGGAGUAUAGCCUGGAUGGCAUCUUCUUUGAGGAUCAGCUCUUUGAGGAGGAAGAGGAGGAUGAGGAUGACAACUCCUUUGACAGGAAUCACAUGACUUACUCCCACAACCACCUGGAUGCUGAUUGAGGUCAGCUGCCCUGGACCCACGGGGGCGAGGGGCAGAACCACUGCUGCUUCCUCACUGCCCUGAUGCCUGCGGAGCGCAAAGCCCCAUUUGCCAGGAAGAGCUGGUACAUCUGCUCCCAGCGCCCCCAGUCCCACCCUGAGCUGGGCUGCCGUGAACUCUGCAGCAGAGCCUGGUGGGAGGACAAGGGGGGCUGACACCCUCAUCUUCCCCAGGCAGCUCCUGCCAGGCUAAAGUGCGAAAGCUUUUGUUAGCACAGCCCUGGGUGUUGGCAGGGGAGACGCAGGGAGCUGGUCCCAGCUGGGGACUGGAGGGCAGGCAAGGUCUGCACUGCUGACAAGAUAUGGGACGCUGGUCCUGUCCAAAGGUGGACUGGAGCCACCCCGACUUUUGGUGUGGGUGCUUGUGAGCUCCCAGUGCAUGAAUCGUGGGGGCAGGGACCUCCCCAGGCCUGGGCGCUGGUCUGGCUCCUGCGAACACCCUGGUCCCACCCGCUCCCUCAGCACUGCUGAUGUGGCUGGCAGACAGCAGCCCCGCUGCCUCUGGGCCGCCAGGCACCCUGGCUCUGCCAGGAGCGUCUCUGAGGCCUGCUGGGGUGGAGACGGAACAAAAGGUCUGCCUUGUGUGCAGAUGCCUGUGAGGGCGACGUGCACGAGAGGAACUUUGGACCUGUCCCACUGGUACCUGCCUGCUGCCAGGCUGCUGUGGGGAGGGAGCGGGCAGCAGGUGACCUGCUCCUCCUGCUGUUACCAAAGAUGCCAGAGGGCUCCAGCUGGUUGGGCUGUGCCUCUGCCUUGGCUUAAAUCCUGCAUGGAUACCAAAAACCCCAGCGCCUCCCUGGCACAGAUGCAGCUCGGCUGGCCCCUCCACAUGCAUUUUGCCGGGCUUGGGAGGAGGCAACCUUGAAGUCUGCUCUGUGCCCCAUGCGCUUGCCCCACUCCCCACAGCUGCUCUGAUGUGGCGGAGGCUGUGCUCAGCCUCCCUCUCCCCGUGCCUGUCUGCCAGUCUGUCCCAGGGCUGAGGAUGAGUGUGGAUGUGCUGCUUUCUCCCUGCCUCGCUGGCAAUUAGGUGCUAGCAACUGCCUGUCCCCGUGAAGCUGGUGCCCUCCGCCUUUAACCUUCUGUUGCAUGGGCCCGUCCCUGCUGUGCUGUUCUCCUGGCUGGUGCAGGCAGGGGAUGGGGGUGGCCCUGCCUGUGUUCCUGCCCCCCAGCUGGCCAGGGGGCUCUGCUCCCCAGCAGCCAGCUCAGUGCUGCUGGUCCUUGGCCUUGCUGAAGCACAAAGCUGGAGGGGAUGCCGCAAUCUAUGCAACUUUCUAAGCAAUAAAGCUGCCCUCUGCAGCCUUGCGGCCGUGCUGCUGCCCGGGGCCUGGGCUCCCACAGCCUGGCCCGUACUUUGCCUGCGCCACUGCCAUAGCUUUUUGCUGUUGGUUUGUUUCUGUCCCAGGUUUAUUCCCCUGCCCUUGCUGCACUAUCCUCCCUGCUCUGGUGUGAGCGGCCUCUGUUAUUAUGUCCCUCCAUCUUCUCUGUGUGGUUAAAGACUGACUAUAUUUUUAAUAAAGAUGUAUUUUGCAGGUUUGA
Phalacrocorax carbo (great cormorant) is the source of this 3365-nucleotide messenger RNA. NCBI's taxonomy places the organism in Eukaryota, Metazoa, Chordata, Aves, Suliformes, Phalacrocoracidae. The record is from RefSeq and is a predicted model, not a curated record.